GACUAUUAAAUCCCAUUCAUCAUUAAUUACAAGUAGCUGACAGAAACUGUGUUAGUAGUGUAACGUUUCUUUCUUUCUUUUGUAUGCAGGAGAGACAGGGAGAGAAGGAGGAUGUUAACCUGCAUUGCAUGCUCGAAGCAGGUGGAGGAAUCGGGUGGCGAAGAUGGUGCGCGUGGUAAUCCAAGUACGAAAGACGCCGUCAAAAGUCUGACAUCGCAGAUCAAGGACAUGGCGCUGAAGUUCUCGGGCGCGUACAAGCAAUGCAAGCCGUCCGUAGGUUCGAGCAGCAGCAGAGGCCAGCCAGCUUGCCCUGAUUUUGACACGGUCUCCCAAGGACUCCGUUACACGUACGUGCGAGGAGGAAGCUCCACCACCAGCUCCGCACCCGCUUGGGAUUUGACUCGCAUCAAUCGCGACCAUGCUGCUCCGGUGACCCAAUCGGACGGCGGUGGUGAUCCGGUUCCAGGAAGAGGCCUUGAGUCCAGCUGCGACGUGGUGCUGGUGGAUGAUGACGAGCCUAAGGAAUGGAUGGCCCAGGUCGAGCCUGGGGUCCAUAUCACAUUCGUGUCUCUCCCACAGGGUGGGAACGACCUCAAGCGAAUCCGCUUCUGCCGGGAGAUGUUCAACAAGUGGGAAGCGCAGAGAUGGUGGGGAGAGAACUACGACAGGAUAAUGGAGUUGUACAAUGUGCAGAAGUUCAACAGACAAGCUCUCCCAACCCCUCCUCGCUCUGAAGACGAGAGGGAUUCUUACUCGCGGAUUGGAUCUUCAAGGGAAAGCCCUGUAACUCCACCAUUGAGCAAAGAACGGUUGCUACGGACUUGUUACAGACCAGUCACUGCAAAAGGGUAUUUCCCAUCUGACUCUUCUGAAUACAGCCAACACCAUGGUACUGCUCCGAGUAUUUAUGGCCCAGGCAGCAAAGGAGAGACAUCAUCCAUCGAUGCGUCAAGGACCACGACUUCUUCAAGAGAUGAAGCAUCGAUCUCCAUCAGCAAUGCCAGUGAUUUGGAUACAGAGUGGGUUGAACAAGAUGAGCCCGGGGUUUACAUAACCAUCAGAGCUUUGCCAGACGGAAACAGGGAACUCCGACGUGUCAGAUUCAGCCGCGAAAGGUUUGGAGAGAUGCAUGCCAAACUGUGGUGGGAACAGAACAGGGAAAGAAUACAAUCACAAUACCUAUAGCUGGCGGUUGAUCCUAAAACUGGAAGUUGGGUUAUGAAUUAGGAAGUGCAUUCGUCGGAUGAUGAGAGUGCCAUCAUUGUGAACAGUACAUCCUCAGAAAAGAGUCUUAUUAUCCUCUCUCUCUCUCUCUCUCUCUCUCUCUCUCUCUCUCUGGUGAUAACUCUCAUCAUGUUCAAAGUUGUUACCUUCAUUGAAGUUGAUAACACAACCCAUGCUUUCACAAAUCCUAGACUCGAAGAAGAAGAGAGCGCAAGCUAACCAACAUCCAUCUAGUAAUAUAAUGUGACCAGAGAACUUCAGUCUGAAUCCAGCAAAUAUGGCACCAUUAUUUUUCUCUGAAUUUGAUAUGGCAUUUAGAACGAAUCCACCCUCAACAAUCGAGGCCUCCCAUCAUCCCAAUGUGUGGUCUGACCACAAUCCCUCAGGCUUUGUUUGUUUUACACAUUAUGAUGCACAUUAUUGUAAUGAUUACUUAUUACAUGAAAUUAUGGGUGCAUUGGGGUU
Magnolia sinica is the source of this 1689-nucleotide messenger RNA. RefSeq names its product protein Brevis radix-like 1. The coding region runs from base 112 to 1185 and encodes 357 amino acids. The transcript is spliced from 5 exons. The record is from RefSeq and is a predicted model, not a curated record. NCBI's taxonomy places the organism in Eukaryota, Viridiplantae, Streptophyta, Magnoliopsida, Magnoliales, Magnoliaceae.